This is a messenger RNA of Trichomycterus rosablanca, 4655 nucleotides long. It is a transcript of the gene ablim2, whose product is annotated as actin binding LIM protein family, member 2. Bases 52 to 2091 code for a protein of 679 amino acids. The transcript is spliced from 22 exons. Gene Ontology annotation, biological process: lamellipodium assembly; cytoskeleton organization. Gene Ontology annotation, cellular component: actin cytoskeleton. The record is from RefSeq and is a predicted model, not a curated record. Gene Ontology annotation, molecular function: actin filament binding. Lineage: Eukaryota; Metazoa; Chordata; Actinopteri; Siluriformes; Trichomycteridae.
CUGAUUUCUUUGGAUUUCUACCUGAUUCUGUGACGGUGAGAAAUAAGGAAAAUGCCUGAAGAGAAAGCAUUUCAGCAGAAGGCAGUACCUGGUUCCCUGGAGCAGUCUAAGGGCCAGACGCACAGUGGCCCCAUCCCAUGUCAGAACUGUGGUAAAGCCUGCAAAGGUGAAGUGCUGCGCGUGCAGAACAAACACUUUCACAUCAAGUGCUUCGUCUGCAAAGUGUGUGGCUGUGACCUGGCACAGGGAGGCUUUUUUGUGCGCCAAGGAGACUAUAUCUGCACUCUGGACUACCAGCGUCUAUAUGGCACCCAUUGUUUUAGCUGUGAGCAGUUCAUCGAAGGAGAGGUGGUGUCUGCCCUGGGCAAGACCUAUCACCCACGCUGCUUUGUAUGCGCUGUCUGCAAACAGCCUUUUCCUGCUGGCGACCGUGUGACGUUUAAUGGGAAAGAGUGCGUCUGUCAGAAAUGCACCCAACCCCUCCCUGCCAACAGCUCAGCACCCUCUCAGGCUGUCCACAAUUGCUGUGGCUGUGGUAAGGAUUUUAAGAAUGAGCAGUCACUGGUGGCACUGGACAAGCACUGGCAUCUGGGCUGCUUUAAGUGCAAAGUGUGCAAUAAAGUGCUCAAUGCGGAGUACAUCAGCAAGGAUGGAAUUCCAUACUGUGAGAUGGACUACCACGCCAUGUAUGGUUUACAGUGUGAGAACUGUAAGAAGUACAUCACAGGAAAAGUGCUGGAGGCUGGAGAAAAGCACUACCAUCCGACAUGCGCCAGGUGUGUGCGCUGUGAUCAGAUGUUUGGAGAAGGAGAGGAGAUGUACCUUCAAGGUUCUUCCAUCUGGCACCCUGCUUGCAGACAGGCAGCCCGUAUAGAGGAGAAGAGUAAGGUGACCAGGGCAUCUGCUGAGAGCAUCACCUCGGCUCCUGCCUCCAGUGCCUCAGGAUCUCCUAGCAGAGUUAUCUAUGCAAAACUGGGUGAUGAGUUCCUGGAUUAUAAGGACCUUGCAGCUAUUCCUAAAAUAAAGGCCAUCUAUAACAUUGACAGACCUGACAUGCUCUCAUACUCUCCCUAUGUCAGCUAUCCUACAGAGGAGAGAGCCUAUGGAGAGUCUCCCCAGUUGCACACUCCGACUCCAACAGAGGGAGACGGAGAGAAAUCACCCCGUCAGAGAAGACCCUCCAGUCCCAGUUCCAACAGCUCUUUGGGAGGUUAUGGGCGCUACACCCCAUCUCGCUCCCCCCAAACCUACAGCAGACCAGAACAAUAUCUGAGCAGUAGAUACAGCCCACAACCUGGGAAUUCCAACUCGCUACCUGUGUAUGCUGCUAGUAGAUAUGGUGCCCAUGGUAGUCCCAGAGACUCCUCUUCACUGCCUCUGUACUACAGUGGUGGUAGAACCACACCUCUGACCCUGAACCCCACCACUCUGUCCCUGCUCCAACAGCACAACUACAUCCCAUACUUCAGAGGUAGUGAAAGUGGACGCAGCACCCCCAGCCUCUCUACCUACUCCGAUGGCAAAUCUCCUUCAUCUACAUUUGUGGCUGCACCCAAACAUUUCCACAUACCAGAUACUAAAGCCAAAGAUAAUAUCUAUAGAAAACCCCCUAUCUACAAACAGCAUGCUUCCAGAACAUCCUGGCAAGAUGGAGAGGAUGUGGAUAGAAAAACCAGAACUAGUUGGACUCUUCUGAAGAGUGAGAGUGAUGGACAGUCUCCAGACAUUGAUCCUAGGACUUCCACUCACAGCCUGCCUACAGACAUGUUUCAGCCCAAUUUUCCCUACAAUAAAUCUGCUUCUCUUCCUGGUUAUGGUCAGAAUGGCAUCUACAAGGCAGCUGACCUUGCAGAGGAUGAUCAUGAUUCCAGCUGGGGAACAAUGAGAGAAUACAAGACAUACCCAUAUGAGAUGCUUGCUGUGACUCACAGAGUUCGAGUAAAGCUGCCUCGGGAUGUGGACCGCACCAGGCUGGAGAGGCACCUGUCACCGGAGGAGUUCUUUCAGGUAUUCAGAAUGACCAUCGAGCAGUUUGACCGCUUGGCUUUGUGGAAGCGAAAUGAUCUGAAGAAAAAAGCCCGCUUGUUCUAACUAGCCUGUGAACUGUGGCCGCAUAAAGGAAGAGUAGAUACAAGGAAGCUCACUUUAUCUACUACAUAUAUGCAGAGAAGAGAGAAAAAGUGGAACCUAUAUGCACUUCAAAUCUGCUGCAUACCUGCUCCCAUCCCAUCACAUGCUGAAGAUCAGGAGUGUGUUACAUACAGUGUCAUUAUGCAGCUUCAGUGUUAGCCAUUUCGCUUUUGUGCAAAUGCCACUUUGAAUGUUCUGCUAAUGUUUGACAGGGAAGAAAACAGUGUAGACGGCGUACGUCUCUCCUGUCCAUCAUGCUCUCUGUUUCUUCUUGCUCACAACUGUGAUUUCUGUGUGAGAGAAACCAGCUUGGGAUCUGCAUAUAAGCUACUACCUGUAUGGUUUUAUGCCUGAGAACCAUGCCUGUCCCUCCACAUCUGAAAGUGUCUCUGAUUCUUUCUUCACCUAGCUGUGUGCAUUUUCUUUUUCUACUCUUCCAUACAGUGCUGUGAGAAAAGCGUUUGCCCUUUCCCAAUGUAUUUAUUUUUGCAUUUGUCACACAUUUAUGUUUCAGAUCAUUGAAAUACUUUUAUUAUUAGACAAAGAUAUUAGAUGCAAAUAUAAAACAAAGAUAAACUAAGUAAACAUGAGAUUUUUUUUAUUUUUUUUAUAAUAAUGUCAUUUAUUGUGUGAAAAUGCAGCUCAGCCCUACCUGACCCUUGUGAAAAAGUAACCCCCCCCCCCCCCCCCUUAGCUACAAAAUUAACCAGUUAACUAAUUCUAAUUUAAACUGGGUUCACUUUGACUAGCCACACCCGGGUAUGAUUACUGCCAGAUCUGUUGGAACAGAUGAUUCCACAGCAGAUGAUUCCACAUUCUAAAGAGAUUCAAAUAAAGAUAUGAAACAAAGCCAUUUAAAUCUACCAGUCUGGACAGGUUACAAAGCCAUUGCUAAGGGUUUGGAGCACCAGUAAAUCUGUGAACAUCCUGAGGGAAAAUGUCUGCCUCUCAGUUUUUGACCUAAAGAUUAAGUGAAGUUGUGUUAUGCAGCAGGACAAAUAUCCAAAGCACAUGAUCAAGUCUAACUGAAUGCUCAAAAGAAACAAAAUUAAGGUUUUGGAAUGAUCAAGUCAAAGACCUGAGAUACUGUGGCAGGACCGAAAACGGACAGUUCAUGCUCCAAAACCCUCCAGUGUAGCCAAAUUAAAACUAUUCUGCAUAGAAGAGCAAGCCAAAAGCAAUGCAAAAGACACAUGGAUCAUUAGCGCAACUGCUUGAUUGCAUUUGUUGCCAAGUGGAGUGCCAAGGGUGGCACUACCAGUUAUUAGGUUUAGGGGGCAGUUACAUUUUAACAUAGGUGAUACAUUUUGAAUACAUCUUUAUCUUUAAUGAAUGGUAUGAUCAUUUAAAAGCUGCAUUUUAGCGCCCAGGUGGCGCAGCGGGAUAUUCCGCUAGCACACCAGCGCCGAGAUUCUGAACUCCUCGGUUCGAAACUCGGCAUUGGCUGGGCACCAUCUGGCGGGCACAAUUGGCAGUGCCUGCAGCAGAUACUAACUACCGUAUCUGCAGGGUGGGGGCCGGACUAUAGCUGCGUCCGAAAUCGCAUACUUACAGAGUACGUACUAGAUUAGAGGAAGUACGCACCGCUCGGCCGGUAAAGAAGUACGCGCUUUCAGUACAGAAGUAUGCAGUAUGCACACAACACCCCUACGUACUACUUCCCCAAUCUUACCAACGUCAAGUGAGGACGUGAUGACGUAAUAUCACCAUAGUUACAGACCGCGUGCUCAUUACAAGCCCCACUCGGCAAAAUUUUGGAUAUUUAACAUUAUUUAGGGUUGUACGCAAUAAUAAAAUUUUUAUUUUGUUUAUCUUACACUUAAACAGAGGACUCUCAGUUUUCCGCCAUCUUUCUUGUUUCUUCUUCCGCUUCGAACUCCUACGCAGCUCCAGUUGAAUUAUGGGAUACAUUAGCGGACCGAAAGUGUGCAUCGUUCGUAAUCUCAAACAUGGCUGCCCAAGAAGUACGUCAUCCGGGUACUUCUCGCGUACCUUUUUAUGUAUACUAUGUAUUCGGACAUACUAACCGCUCUCGCGAACUGCCUUCGCGUACGAUUGAGUAUGGAAGUAUGCGAUUUCGGACACAGCUUAUGUGUGAGGUGGGAUCUUCAUACGCUGUGUAAGGACCCUGAUCGGCGGAAGAGACGCCUGUGCAGAAUGCAGGGGCGAGAAGAGGAGGGCUGUGCACGUGUCGGAAGAGGCGUGUACAGCGACGUGCUCCCUUCGGAUGCAAUCAAGUAUCCCUCUGCAGCGGAGGACAAAUUGAGUGCGCUAAAUCCGGAGGAAAAAUGGGGAGAAAAUGCAUUUAAAAAGUUGAAUUUUGUGUUAGUGUUGUUAUUAUCUUAAAUUCAAAUUAAAAGAUCUGAAAUAUUAACAAAAACAGAAAAAAUCAAGUGGGGGCAAAUACUUUUUCACAGCACUGUAUGUGUUCCUUAUUUUUGUUUUUCUCCUCUCCAUUACUGCCAUCAUGUCUCUCGUCUGUAUUCUGACUCUGAGUUAUAGCUUAAAGUGCAAUAUUUAUCAUA